AUGGCAGAUACUACCCCAAUCGAGCUUCCCGUCAUUGACAUCUCCAACCCCCAUGACCCCGCUGUGGGGAAGGCCAUGUUGGAAGCCGCUGCCAAGUAUGGGUUUUUAUACGUCAACAGCAAAGGCACCGACUUUACCGUUAACGAUGUGGACCGUGGGUUUGAAUUGUCGAAGAAGUUCUUUGCAUCUCCUGCACAAGAGAAGAAGACAUGUCGGAUCCAGCCAAAUAACCGCGGCUGGUCAGGAAUGCACAUUGAAACCCUGGACCCCGAGAACCAGCGGACCGGAGAUUUCAAAGAAGCCAUGAACUUCGGCGAUUUCAAAAACGGCAAAGCCCAACAACCUCUCCCACCCUCGCUAGCCCCCCACGAGGAAGAAAUUAACGCAUUCGCCGAGCUCUGCAACAAGACAUGCACUCGAAUCCUGACCCUACUAGCGCUAGGCCUUGAGAUCCCAGAAGACUUCUUUACAACCCGACACGACCCGCGCAGCGGUUCAACAGGCAGCAUCCUACGGUACCUGUACUACCCGUCGAUCUUCUCCCCUUCAACAGCCGCGUACGCGCACGACAAAGACGUGCGAGCAGGCGCGCACUCCGACUACGGCAGCAUCACGCUGCUAUUCCAGCGGGCCGGACAGCCCGGGCUGGAGAUCUUCACGCCGGAGGGCACGUGGGCGCCUGUGCCGAUUGUGCCUGGUAGCAGUGCCGAGGCGGCGGAGUAUCCUUUUCCGCCGAUUCUGGUGAAUAUCGGAGACUUGCUUAGUUACUGGACUGAUGGGCUGCUGAAGUCGACUGUGCAUCGGGUUGUGUUUCCGCUGGCUGAGCAGAUGAGUCCGAAUCCGCAAGAUCGGUAUACGCUUGUUUAUUUCUGCCAUCCUGUUGAUGCUACGGAGCUGGUGCCUGUUCCUGGGGAGGUGGUGAAGGGGCAUCGGGAGAGGACUGGGGGCAUUGUUGGGAAGGUUGGGUUUGGGGGUGGGGCGGGGAGCUUGGGGCCUGGGAAGAAGGCUUUGACGGCGCAUGAGCAUCUUAUGUCGAGGUUGGAGGCGACUUAUGGGUUUAGUAAGGAGGCGUGA
Penicillium soppii is the source of this 1074-nucleotide messenger RNA. RefSeq lists its product as uncharacterized. The coding region runs from base 1 to 1074 and encodes 357 amino acids. The transcript has 6 exons. Lineage: Eukaryota; Fungi; Ascomycota; Eurotiomycetes; Eurotiales; Aspergillaceae. The record is from RefSeq and is a predicted model, not a curated record.